UUUCCUGGGCUGGGACCCCCGAGACUCAGAAACGAGGAGCACCCCGACGGAGCCACAAUCACUGACGAACCAGUGAGGCGCUGACAUCAGCUCGGUGAGGACAGAAUGGUGGGAUCAGGGGCUGGGUUUCGGGGUAAGGGUCAGCAGCCGGGCGCUGAUCUGAGCGAGGGGCAUCCCCUGGGCCCCACGGAGGCCCUCCUCCCCGCAGGAACUGCCGCCUCAGAGGAUGUUCGACAUUGAGAAAUCCCCCAGGGGACGAUGGCCCACACCGCCCUUCGACCCGCGUUUCCCCAACCAAAACCAGACCCGCAACUGCUACCAAAACUUCCUGGACUACCACCGCUGCAUGAAGAACAUGAACCGCCGCGGGAAGAGCACGAAUCCCUGCGACUAUUACUUUCGCGUGUUCCACUCGCUGUGCCCCAUGAGCUGGGUGCAGCGCUGGACUGAGCAGAUCAAGGACGGGACCUUCGCGGGCAAAAUCUGACGGCCUGAGCGCUGCUCCUCCGGGGGACAGGCCUGAGUGGCCCCAAUCCACUCGUUUCUCAGAGACCCGGCCCCGGGCUCCCACCCCCAGCCUCUAAGCCGCAGAUAAAGCGAUGUUGUUGCCGCUGUUUCUUCUUCUUUUUAAAAUUAAUUUAUUUUAAUUAGU
This is a messenger RNA of Pteropus alecto (black flying fox), 652 nucleotides long. Its product is annotated as cytochrome c oxidase subunit 6B2. The transcript has 3 exons. The record is from RefSeq and is a predicted model, not a curated record. Gene Ontology annotation, cellular component: respiratory chain complex IV; mitochondrion; mitochondrial crista. Bases 227 to 487 code for a protein of 86 amino acids. NCBI's taxonomy places the organism in Eukaryota, Metazoa, Chordata, Mammalia, Chiroptera, Pteropodidae.